This is a messenger RNA of Spirometra erinaceieuropaei, 906 nucleotides long. Lineage: Eukaryota; Metazoa; Platyhelminthes; Cestoda; Diphyllobothriidea; Diphyllobothriidae. The record is from the annotation of a GenBank genome assembly.
AUGAUCCGAGUGCUCCUCCAAGAUUGCCACGCGAGACUUCGCAAGUACCGUCAAAGGAUUGACGAAGAAAAGACCAGAUGCCGUGAGUUCAUGGGCGAGAUCGAUACAAAUCUGCUCCUGCAGUGGGUGACUGAACAAGCCCGCGAACAGAGAGUGAUACGCGACGCAACACUGGAGGACAAAUUUCGAAAGCUGCCCAAUCCAACGUCGCCCAGAAACGACAAACGGGUGCACAACCUGUCAUCAAAGGAGCUGACGAAGGAUCAGACGCAGGUUUUACGGCACGAAGCUUCAUUUAACACGGCUGACGCCAAACCUGUUAACAUGAUUUCAGCAGUGGAAUCAAUCUUUUGUCAGACGGAGGCAACGGAGGAGACUAAGAGCCUCAUCCGGCACCAAGUGUCGUCUCUCCUGAUGGCCCACAGGCCGCGGGGAAUGCUUUUUAAGGUCGAACGUGAUACGCUUAAAGAACUAAAGGUCGCCAAAGACCUGAUCAUCGUGCCAGCGGACAAAGGGCGCGCCACGGUUGUACUAGACAGGACAGACUACCUUCAAAAAGCCAAAGGUUUACUGGCUGACCGGCAGUUCUAUGUCCCAUGUGCAACGAACCCUUUAAAAGCGCUGACGCGCGAAAUUAAUGCUACGUUGUUGGUCUUGGAGAACUCAGGCGCAAUAACACCGACCGACAGGCUCAUGGCGAGACCCCGAGAUACGGCUUUGGCCCGAUUCUAUGGCCUCCCUAAGGUGCACAAAGACGGCGCUCCUCUCCGACGCAUUGUGUCGCUCAAAGGGACUCCAACGUACGGACUGGCUAAGUGGCUGUUCCGGUGUCUCAAGUUCCUGGCCGUUGAGUCAGACACCCGGUGUCUUCGUCAGCACAAUUCCUGGAGAGGCUCAAAGGGGUAA